This is a messenger RNA of Brassica napus (rape), 1060 nucleotides long. Its product is annotated as lipase 1-like. Gene Ontology annotation, cellular component: cytosol. NCBI's taxonomy places the organism in Eukaryota, Viridiplantae, Streptophyta, Magnoliopsida, Brassicales, Brassicaceae. The record is from RefSeq and is a predicted model, not a curated record. The coding region runs from base 159 to 941 and encodes 260 amino acids. The transcript has 7 exons.
GCUUGGGCAUAACUCUGGAGAAUCGGUGAAAUAACCUAAAACAAAACUGCAAUUAAGAUGAGUUAGAAAGCUAUAGAAAAAAAAAGAAAAGGGAAAGAUGGUUAGGUUUUAAUUUCAGUUAUUUUUACUAGAGCCAAAUUUUCUGCAAGAAUUUGAGAAUGGACUCGUCUGAGAAAAGUUCAGCUCAGAGGAUCGUGAUUCCGAACAGACACAAGGAGAAGCUCGUGGGUCUGCUUCACGAAACUGGGUCAAGAGAAGUUGUGAUCUUGUGCCAUGGGUUUCAAUCAAACAAGGAUAACCAAACUAUGAACAAUGUGGCUGCUACUUUAGAGAAAGAAGGCAUCACUGCUUUCCGUUUUGAUUUCUCUGGGAAUGGAGAGAGUGAAGGCAGUUUCUAUUAUGGUAACUAUAACCAUGAAGCUGAUGAUCUACGUUCUGUUGUCCAACACUUCUCUAACAUGGACCGUGUGGUUCAUGUUGUUCUCGGCCACAGUAAAGGAGGUGAUGUGGUGCUCCUUUAUGCCUCCAAGUAUCACGAUAUCCGCAAUGUAAUCAAUCUCUCUGGACGUUAUGAUCUGAAGAAAGGCAUUACAGAGCGUCUUGGGGAAGAUUUUUUGGAAACAAUUAAGCAACAAGGGUUCAUCGAUGUUAAAGAUGGAAAAUCAGGGUACCGUGUUACUGAGGAGAGCUUAAUGGAGAGGUUGAGCACUGAUAUGCAUGAAGCUUGCCUCAAGAUUGACAAAGAAUGCAGGGUUUUGACGGUUCAUGGGUCGGAUGAUGAGGUAAUACCCGUGGAAGAUGCCAAGGAGUUUGCCAAGAUCAUACCGAACCACAAGCUGACAAUUGUGGAGGGAGCUGAUCAUUGUUAUACCAAACAUCAAACCCAGUUGGUUGCAACAAUUACUGAGUUCAUUAAGACAGUCAUUCUGAAGAACAACUAGUCCUUUUUUUUUGUUUCUUUGAGAAAAUGUUCAGGUUACAUACUCCAUUUUCUACACUUGGUCGGCUGUUUGGUUUGGGUUUAAGAAAUAAUAGUAAUCAAAAUACAUUUCUUCACUGA